AUGUUCGCCCCAGCACGACGGCGGUGCGCCCAAACCCUCGCGAAGGCCUCGAGCCCGACGACCGACUCAAUACCGACUUUCCUGUUACCCGUAUUCUCACGGCCUACGCCCGCCAGGACCUUUACCUUAACAACAUCAUGUCAAUCGAAGAUCGGGUCCCUACCGCUCUCGUUACCCCAGGGAGUCACAUUCCAAGUGGUUGCGCCUUCGGCUAAGGCCAGGAGCUCAAGAGUGCAGGCAAUGUCUACAGUACACAUCAAGGGGCCGCUCGGCGAGCUUUCAAUGAGCAUUCCUCCAUAUAUCAAUAUCAACCAGGAUCCGGCAUUGGGUGGUCCAACAUUGACAAUAGAGGACGCAAAAGAUGCGAAACAGAAGGCAAUGUGGGGUACCACCCGCGCAUACCUCCAGAAUCACAUCCUCGGUGUUAGCGAAGGACACAGUGCCAUUCUCCGCUUCGUCGGUGUCGGUUACCGUGCCUCAGUCGAAGACACUGCGACUACCGUAGAAGCCGAAUUCCCGGGCCAGAAGUUCGUCAACUUGAAGGUCGGAUACACACACCCAGUCGAACUCGCCAUACCAAAGGGCAUGACCGCGAGUACACCGCAACCGACACGUCUACUAUUAGAGGGGCCAGAGAAGGAGGUAGUCAUGCAGUUCGCGGCCAAGAUAAGGGCCUGGAGGAAACCCGAACCAUACAAGGGCAAGGGUGUCUUCGUCAACGGCGAGACCAUCAAGAUCAAGAACAAGAGACACCGGAGAUGCUAUUUUCUACGUGAUCCUCGUGAACUGCGCGAUGAAAUCUACGCCUACUAUCUCAGUGACGAAGGAUACUAUCACCAACCCGAGUCGAAUACCUUACGACAUGCUGAUAGGCAGCUUCAAAAGCUAUCACAAGUUGUGGACAUAGACGUUUAUGCCCCUCAAUUGAGGGCACAACUUCGGAAUUCGACAUUCUACGAACGCCAAGCUUUGCAGUUUCUCCUUGAAAACAUAUCGGCUUUUGCUACUCAAACCAACCCCGUCAACGAGUUCAAUCACAGGAGUAGCAAUAGAAUCAAGCUCUCGCUAGGACCUGUGGGUAGUGAUACUUCUGAGAUCGUCGCUUCGAGAAUCUCAUCCGUGGAGUGGCCACCUUGGGUAUUGCCUACGGCGUGGCAUAUACCAAAGUUGCGCGAAAUCGUCAACUCUGUAGAUAAGAGCAACCCAGGGCAGGACUCCUACAAAAAUGUGCACCAGCUUAGGUACUAUGAAUCAGCUACCUCGCAAUAUAUCCGCUUUCUCGGCAUGUUGGAACAGGACGCGAGUCUCCGCUUGCGGCACCUGAUCAUACGCGAAGACCGCAAAUCUUGCACAAAACCACGUUGCCAUGCGUAUGGUCUUGUUCCAUAUCUCAAAGGUCUGCCUCAUCUACGCGUCGACCAUCACGUUGAUAUGUGGCAUGCCAUCUUUUCGACAGGGUACAGUGACUUCUCCGUUAUAGACCUCGACUUGCGAUCCUGGCCAGACCGCUGGUUUAUCCCUUCGAUAUACAGUGCGGUACAUAAGACCGCUGCCUGGAUCAAGGAAGCGAUGUAUUUGCGACACGCCGGUGUGCCUCCUUCUACCUGCCGUCUUCAUCUCGAGGCACCGAUGGAGACCGUUAAGGAUAUCUGGGGUGCCAUGAAGUUUUACGCAGCCCUUGGCCACUCGACCUCACAUGAGAUGGACUGGUCCUUCCCUUGUGACGAUGUCUUUGUGUCUUGUGUACGACUCAUUCUAUCUGGGGAUCCCACUGUACACUUGCCGUGUCCUAUAGGCACUCUGGAAGAAUUCGAAGAAGAGAUUGGUCGCAUCAGCGAGGAUUUGAAGAGUUUGCCAAGAGGAUGCUGGGAGGAUUAUGGAAACAAUGUCUUUGAGAGAGAUCUGGACACUUCGAUGGUCGAUUUCAAGGCCAUCCAUGAGUUGUAUAUAGACAGCCCGGCAUGA
Alternaria burnsii is the source of this 1965-nucleotide messenger RNA. RefSeq names its product mitochondrial 54s ribosomal protein 16. Bases 1 to 1965 code for a protein of 654 amino acids. Gene Ontology annotation, molecular function: structural constituent of ribosome; rRNA binding. Gene Ontology annotation, cellular component: ribosome; mitochondrial large ribosomal subunit. The record is from RefSeq and is a predicted model, not a curated record. The transcript has 5 exons. NCBI's taxonomy places the organism in Eukaryota, Fungi, Ascomycota, Dothideomycetes, Pleosporales, Pleosporaceae. Gene Ontology annotation, biological process: translation.